UUUCACCAUCCCGAAAAAGAACUUUCUAGAUCGCAUCGUCGGUGAAGAAGAUAUUCCUAUCAAAGCGAUCAGUAGUUUAUAUGGCUUUAAUGAUUCCCCUAAGGUCGUGGACGAUAACAUUGAUGGAAGCACAAUUUGUCACAAGGGAAUAUGUAGGAUUUGUGAAAAUAACCAUAUUCAAACAGUGUGUGUAAUUGCAAAGGCCCUACACAACGCGAUGGAGGUGGAGCUACUUUCGAACAGAUAUGUAAUUGUCGAGGGAAAGAUAACAAACAAUACGGAUGUCUCCUUCUGUAAGAAGUACCCUGGAGUCUCGACUUUUUGCAUUGUUGCAAGGAACAUCAAUGUGAAAGCUAUGUCAGCCUGCGUCAACCUGACAGUUGAGCUAAAAGACAAAACAGUCAACGCACGAUGGGGCUGUUUCAAAAUACCAAACAAAGUCGACGAAAUGCAAACGUAUGGCGCCCUCGACUCAGACGACAUAAAUGUGGAAACGGAUUAUAUGGACUCAGAGAACAUCGACGCACUAGCGGAUUCGUCCGGCUCCGACAAGGAGGAUGUCGAGGCUGAUACUCUCGAGUUAGACGUGUUCAGUCCGUUUGGAGCAGAGAAAAUUGUCCCUUCAACAAGACUUCAGAAAGCGAUGCUGACCUUUUUGAAAAGUCUGCAGCAGCAAACGGCACUGUAGGGAAGACGUAUUAUUAUGAACGUCAAGUUUGAUUUAUAAAAUCAAACCAAGACUCUAGACAGCUGUAUUUAUACUUUGUUGUUUUUGUUCUCCCUUUAGACCUUUUCAAAAGUGUAGUCGUUAGCUUGCAAUCACUCUGGUUGUCAAUUAAGGUUUACUUUUAACGUCCUUUUUGAUAUUAUUCGUUCAUACCGAUACUCAAGACUGCUGUGUGUAUACUUUUGUUUUAUAUUAGGUUUCCUAUAACACCUUUUUCAACAAUGUAGUCGUCUGCUACCAAUCAUUCUGAUAGUCAAUGAGUGUUUACGAUGAAUGUCCAGUCUGACAUUGUUAAAUGCCUCUGAUAUUGGAGCUUCCCGUGUGUAUACUAUUAUUAUAUGUUGUGUUUCCUAUAAGGUAUUCUUAAAAAUGCACUUGACUAAGGGGAAAUAAUUUUGACAGCCUAUGAAUGCUUUAUUUGUUAAUCGUACUUUAAUGAAUUUCGAGUGUUCUUAUAUAUUGUAUGACCUGUAAUAUCUGUUGGAUUUUUUGAGAUCUUAUAAUGUAAAUAAUAAAAUAAACACAAUCAAACUCU
This is a messenger RNA of Mya arenaria, 1262 nucleotides long. RefSeq lists its product as uncharacterized. The record is from RefSeq and is a predicted model, not a curated record. Bases 218 to 688 code for a protein of 156 amino acids. Lineage: Eukaryota; Metazoa; Mollusca; Bivalvia; Myida; Myidae. The transcript is spliced from 5 exons.